Arabidopsis arenosa is the source of this 2441-nucleotide messenger RNA. The record is from the annotation of a GenBank genome assembly. Lineage: Eukaryota; Viridiplantae; Streptophyta; Magnoliopsida; Brassicales; Brassicaceae.
AAACACAAACCAAAAAAACAAAGGAGACAAAAGAUACAAUGGCUUCUUCUUCGUUAACGGGACGAAACAGAGCACUCUUCUCUGUUUCUACUCUUCUCCUCUGUUUCCUCCUCUGCAUCUCCGAGCAAUCGAACGCUCAGUCUUCUCCAGUCUUCGCCUGUGACGUCACCGGAAACCCUUCUCUGGCCGGGUUUAGAUUCUGCAACACGGGGUUGAAUAUCAAAGCCCGAGUCACCGAUCUUGUUGGAAGAUUGACGUUGGAGGAGAAAAUCGUUUUUUUGGGAAGUAAAGCUAUCGGCGUGAGCCGCCUUGGGAUUCCGGCUUACAAUUGGUGGUCAGAGGCACUUCACGGCGUCUCUGACUUGGGGAGUGGUACUAGUUUCUCCGGUCAAGUCCCUGGCGCCACUAGCUUCCCACAAGUUAUACUCACGGCCGCUUCUUACAAUGUGUCUUUGUUCCAAGCCAUUGGCAAGGUUGUAUCGACGGAGGCGAGGGCAAUGUACAAUGUGGGAUCAGCCGGUUUAACGUUUUGGUCACCGAAUGUGAACAUAUUCCGGGACCCGAGAUGGGGAAGAGGACAAGAGACCCCCGGCGAGGACCCAGAACUCUCAAGCAAAUACGCGGUGGCUUAUGUUAGAGGUCUUCAGGAGACUGACGGUGGAGAUCCUAACCGUCUCAAAGUCGCUGCUUGCUGCAAACACUACACCGCAUAUGAUGUUGACAAUUGGAAAGAUGUCCAUCGUUUCACUUUCAACGCCGUGGUGAACCAACAAGAUAUGGCUGAUACGUUUCAACCACCGUUCAAGAGCUGUGUAGUUGAUGGAAAUGUGGCCAGUGUCAUGUGUUCUUACAACCAAGUUAACGGUAAACCGACAUGUGCUGAUCCUGAUCUGCUUUCCGGUGUGAUCCGCGGGCAAUGGAAGUUAAACGGAUACAUUGUUUCGGAUUGUGAUUCGGUAGAUGUGUUGUACACAAAUCAACACUAUGUCAAGACUAAGGGGGAAGCUGUGGCCAAAUCUAUAUUGGCAGGUUUGGAUUUGAAUUGUGAUCAUUUCACGGGUGAACACGCAAUGGAAGCGGUCAAGGCUGGUUUGGUAAACGAAACAGCUAUUGACAAAGCGAUUUCAAACAAUUUCGCGACUCUGAUGCGUUUAGGGUUCUUCGAUGGGGACCCUAAGAAGCAGCCCUAUGGUGGUCUUGGUCCUAAGGACGUUUGCACCGCUGAUAACCAAGAACUCGCUAGAGAUGCCGCAAGACAAGGCAUUGUCAUGCUUAAGAACUCUGCUGGCUCGCUUCCGCUCUCACCUUCCGCCAUCAAAACAUUAGCCGUGAUCGGACCAAACGCCAAUGCCACCUUAACAAUGCUCGGAAACUACCACGGUAAACCAUGCAAGUACACAACACCCCUUCAGGGACUGGCAGAAACGGUGUCGUCGACGUAUCAGCCGGGCUGUUCUAACGUGGCUUGCCCAGAACCGGAUAUAGGCUCAGCCGCGGCUCUGGCGGCUUCUGCGGAUGCUGUUGUGCUCGUGAUGGGCGCAGACCAAUCAAUUGAGCAGGAGGACCUUGACCGACUCGACCUGUAUCUGCCCGGAAAGCAGCAAGAGCUUGUGACUCAAGUGGCUAAGGCGGCGAAAGGACCAGUGGUGCUAGUCAUAAUGUCCGGUGGAGGAUUUGACAUUACCUUCGCCAAGAACGAUGAAAAGAUCACAAGCAUUAUGUGGGUCGGAUAUCCAGGUCAGGCCGGUGGUCUCGCCAUUGCGGACGUCAUCUUCGGACGUCAUAAUCCGAGCGGAAAUUUGCCGAUGACGUGGUAUCCGCAAUCGUACGUGGAGAAGGUUCCGAUGUCAAAUAUGAACAUGAGACCCGACAAAUCAAAGGGGUAUCCGGGUCGGACUUACCGGUUUUACGCCGGAGAAACCGUAUACGCCUUCGCAGACGGGCUCACCUACACUAAAUUCGACCAUCAGCUAAUUAAAGCGCCAAGACUCGUCUCUCUCAGUCUCGACGAUAACCACCCUUGCCGAUCGUCGGAGUGCCAAUCACUGGACGCGAUCGGACCGCACUGCGAGAACGCCGUCGAAGGAGUAUCAGAUUUCGAGGUUCAUUUGAAGGUAAAGAACGUAGGAGACAGAGAAGGGAGCCACACGGUGUUUCUGUUUUUCACGCCGCCGCAAGUACACGGAUCUCCGAUUAAACAUCUUCUAGGGUUUGAGAAGGUUCGUCUGGGAAAGAGCGAAGAAACGGUGGUUAGGUUUAACGUCGAUGUGUGUAAGGAUCUGAGUGUAGUUGAUGAGAUCGGAAAAAGGAAAAUCGCGUUAGGUCAUCAUCUUCUCCAUGUGGGAAGCUUGAAACACUCCUUGAACAUUAGUGUUUGAUUCGAGGGAUUUUUUUCUUUUUAGCUAAAAUAUUAAUGAUGGUAAUAAAAUGAGAUAGCAAUU